CUGUCACCGGGAUCUGCUGACCGGGACGGAGCUGGUCUCUGCGUCUCUUCCUGGGGACGGAUAAAGAUGAGAGCCCUCGCGCUCCGACUCGUGAGUUCUGGAGGAUUUGUGAAGGGAACAGUCACAGUUUACACCGAGGAAAUGUCCACAACUGCAAGUCCGACCACCUCCUCCUUCCAGCUGACGUCCGAUCAACUCACAGUGGUCGCUGCAUCCUUUUCCUCCCUUGUGUUCUUUGUGAUCAUUGUGGCGAUGCUGUCCAUUAUUUACCGUAAGGACCCUCACUGCUGUAAACUCUGCUCCUACCGGGGGCCACAUGCAGACAUGGACGCUCCUCCUCAGUACUACAGCAGCAGGCAGAUGCUGGUGGGGUCUGCUUGCCUGGAGCCCACUCAGAUCACUGAUGACAGUGACACUCAGGCAGAUCAGCUGUUCUACGUUGGCGUUCCCUCCAGCUACAGCCUCCCCACGCUCGAAGCCCCCCUGCCGAGGCUCCCUUCCUAUGAGAGCGUCCGAAAAAAGGACCGCCAGAGGCAGAUCCACAUGAUGAUUGCAGACCGCUUUGGCCUGAAUGGACCCAUUGUGACUGAGCCUCCUCCGACAUAUGAAGAGAGCAUCCGUCAGUCCGUGGAGCUGCCCUACAACAUCCUUCUGGAUAUGCCCUCUCCUCAGAGUUUCUACGCCACCGCAGAGCCCAUCAUCAGCCCUGACCCGUCCAAUCCAGCCAGUCCAGCCAACCCUGACAGCGACAAUGCUAUACUUCCUGUGUGACGCCGAUCAACUGUUCCAGCUGAUUCAAUGAAUGUGAAGGAAACACUACAACACGUUCCAUGCAGAUGAACUCUACAACUCAAUCACGCCUGGAUCCUUCCGACUUGUGUACAAGCUGACUCAGAUACCUCAAGAGUGAUUUUCUUUUCUUUUCUUAAGAGGAAGGCGGCUAAUGUUGAUCAUGAGCUGAGGAAGAACCAAAAAGAAGCUGCACCUCUUCAUGGGAAGGAAAUGUUUGUUAAAAAUUCUGUGCAGCAUUUGCUAUCCGGUUAAUAAAAGAUAUCACUGGAUGGUGAUGAAGAACAGUGGACGGGACUCCUUUAAACGGGGCAUGGUUGGAGACGUUUGUGGACCAUAGCACUGAUACAUACCAAAAAUGGAACCAUAGCUCGCUGUGUUACUUACAAUCAAUUGAAUUUUGUUGAAUUCAUGAACAUUAAUUGUUCCUCUUGUCUUCUCCUUGGCUGUGUCUGAGCCUCAGACCUCACUCUCUGGGUUUAAACAUGUUUGUUUGCAGUUUAAGGCAGGUCUUUUCCACUCUGCUGAGAUGGUGAUGCGCUGCUCCAACAUGAGGUCCAGGCUAUAAGAUGUCGAACUAAGAAGGUGCUAAGGGGAGUCAAUCAUUUUUAAUAUUCAUUCACAGCAGAUUGAGCUCCCAAACUUUUUUUAACUACACAUUUUAUAUCCUUUUGAGAAAAAAUUCAUUUCUUUUAAUUUACAAUGUACUUAUGCCAUAUUUUUUUACCCUGUGUGUUGUU
Molecule: messenger RNA, 1529 nt
Organism: Salarias fasciatus (jewelled blenny)
Lineage: Eukaryota; Metazoa; Chordata; Actinopteri; Blenniiformes; Blenniidae
Exons: 5
Coding region: 67-771 (234 amino acids)
Source: RefSeq, a predicted model, not a curated record